Molecule: messenger RNA, 798 nt
Organism: Colletotrichum spaethianum
Lineage: Eukaryota; Fungi; Ascomycota; Sordariomycetes; Glomerellales; Glomerellaceae
Exons: 2
Coding region: 1-798 (265 amino acids)
Source: RefSeq, a predicted model, not a curated record
AUGAGUGUCAACAGCGCCAUCGCGGGUUUGCCCGCCUACAAGACCCUCGACGCCUUCGUCAAGUCCGGCAGCACCGAUGCAAAGGCUCUGGACGACACGGUCCAGGAGUUCAAGAAGCUCGCAAAGAAAUCCGAGUCCGAAAUCGAGGACUUUCUUUGGGACACGUACAACGCCAUCUUCGCCGUUGCCAAGCAGACUUCGCCCGAAAGGCAAGGUCCCCUUGUCGAGUUUCUGCAGCGCCUGCGCGAGACCACCGUCACGGCCUCUGAUGGUCAGCCUCUCAAGCUGAGCAACCAGGUUGUUUGGAAGGAGCUUCCUACCUUUGGAUGGGUUGCCCGUGAUCUAUGGAACUUUGAUGCUCUAGACACAUCCGCAUCCAAGGAAGAAAAGGCCAGCUGGGACAACCUUUCCGCCUUCGUCGCCCAGUUGAUCGCCCGAGCCGACCUCAACGACCCCCAGGACCCCUUUGACUUCUCCCUCUACGGUCUCUGGGCCCUGCGCACCGCCUUUGAAGAAGAGCACCCCGCCGACGCGGACGUCGCCGCCGCCGUGAAGCAGGCCUUCCUGUGGAUCAACUACUCCGGCGACGCCCUGCAGAAGCUGAGCGCCGAAAACCGCACCUUCCAAGGCAAUUCUGGCAAUGCCGGUGGCAAGUUUGGCGAUCGCGAGUGGAAAGGCUUGAACGAGGAGAGGUGGGGUGCCUGGAGGGAGGCGUUUGCGUCGGCGCAGGCUUCGCUGGGGGACGAGGAGGUGAAGGGUCUUGCCGCGAAGGCUGCGGAGAGCAUGAAGGGCAAAUGA